Messenger RNA from Rhopilema esculentum, 6759 nucleotides. RefSeq lists its product as uncharacterized. Gene Ontology annotation, molecular function: serine-type endopeptidase activity. The record is from RefSeq and is a predicted model, not a curated record. Gene Ontology annotation, biological process: protein processing. NCBI's taxonomy places the organism in Eukaryota, Metazoa, Cnidaria, Scyphozoa, Rhizostomeae, Rhizostomatidae. Gene Ontology annotation, cellular component: trans-Golgi network; Golgi membrane.
CUAUUAAAUAACAUUUUUAUCGUUCGGCCUACAAUAAAAUGAAUGGAAAAAUUAUUUUACUGCGGCUAUGGUUUUUUAUUUAACCCAUUAUGAUGUACUCAGUUGAGGGGCCAUUAUCAGCGCUCUUGGUCAUUCUUUUACCAGCCUUUGUAUUGGUCAGUGGUUGGGAAGACUACGAUGAUAUACAUUACACAAAUUCAUGGGCGGUACACAUUGAAGAUGGAGACCCAGAAGUCGCGAACAGAAUCGCCAAACGACAUGGAUUCGUUAAUUUAGGACAGGUUGGUAGCUUGCCUGGAUACUAUCACUUUGUCCACAAGGCAACCACAGGGAGGCGAAAAAGAAGGGAAGUUGAUAAAUCAGAACUUCUUCUCACUGAAAAAGAGGUAAAAUGGGUAGAACAACAACAGGUGCUUGAAAGAGACAAAAGAUCAAUUAUUCCAGAUUUUGUUGGUAUCGAGCGCCCAAAAGCAGUGAUAAUACAAGAUCCUUUAUAUAAGGAUCAAUGGUAUUUGAACAAUAUAGGGCAAUCAUCUGGGCCACCAAAUUUGGAUAUCAAUGUGCUGCCUGUUUGGUCAAAGGGUGUCACUGGAAAAGGAGUAGUUGUUGCUAUUCUUGAUGAUGGUGUUGAUUAUACACAUCCUGAUUUGGUGAAAAAUUUUGAUUCAAAAGCAAGUUAUGAUUUCAAUGAUUAUGACAAUGACCCAAUGCCAAGAAUAUCUGAUCCUAACAAUUGUCAUGGAACCAAAUGCGCAGGGCAAGUGGCAGCAGAAUCAGGCAAUGGAAUUUGCGGGGUUGGAGUUGCAUUCAAUGCAAGUAUCGGAGGUAUUCGUAUGUUGGAUGGCAACACAACUGAUACGAUCGAGGGUAGUUCUCUCAGCUACCGCAACAAUUACAUCCACAUCUACAGCUGCGCAUGGGGCCCAAAGGAUGAUGGGAAGCGAUUUGGACGGCCUGGAACUCUAGCAAGCAAAGCAUUGCAACUAGGGACUAAAGAGGGACGUGGAGGACUGGGCUCAAUCUUUGUCUGGGCGACUGGAAAUGGUGGCCUAACUGAUGACGAUUGCAAUUGUGAUGGCUACACAACCAGUAUCUAUACCGUUUCGAUUGGAGCCAUUAGUGAUCAUGGUUUAUCGACGUACUACACAGAGAGUUGUGCAUCAACCUUGGCUGUCACCUACAGUGGCGGGUCCCAUAGGGAAAAAAGAGAGAACAAAAUUAUCACAACAACACUGAAUCAUAAAUGCACUGAUCAGUUCAAAGGAACGUCUUCAGCUGCACCUUUGGCUGCUGGAAUGAUCGCCUUAAUGUUGGAAGCGAAUUCAAAACUGACAUGGCGUGAUGUUCAAUCCAUAAUUGUUGAGACAGCGCUCAUGACGAGUCCGUUAGAUGAAGGCUGGCGAAGAAACGGAGCUGGAAAGUGGUUCAACCAAAAGUUUGGCUUUGGUAGAAUGGAUGCAUCACAGCUUGUCACCAAAGCAAAGAACUGGGAUAAUAUCCCAGAACAGAGAAAAUGCUGGGGAAACAAAAAUGACGGACCUUGGAAAAUCCCGGAGUCCGGGACGGUGCUUGUUGCCACAAACGCAUCCGCGUGCUCUGACACGGCAUUAGAAAUCCGAAGCCUGGAACAUGUUCAGUUGGUGAUAUCCCUGAAACAUCGUUACCGAGGACAUUUGAGCAUCGAGCUGAUCUCGCCAUCAGGAACACGAAGUCAGAUAUUGAAGACUAGACGGAAUGAUCAUUCCAAUAAAGGGCUCAAGGACUGGAUUUUCAUGAGUGUCCAUUUCUGGGGAGAAGAUCCACGUGGCACAUGGACGCUGGCCGUCACUGACAACAACAACAAUAACAAGAAACAUUAUAGGUCAAAAGUUAAACACGGUGACGUAGAAGAUGCAACCGAAGCUCUUCAAGAUGAACUAAUAGGCAGGCCUCGUCCUCAAGAAGAGGAUGUUGAAAGCUCUUCGCAGGAACACGAAGGUGUGUUAGAAAAAUCAGAAAACAAGGAGACAUCAAAGAUUUCAGAAGACUUUGAAGGUGGCAUUUUUGAUAAGGAGUCAUACAGAAGCUCUAGAAAACACAAUAAAAAGAAGAAGAAACAGAAAAAGAAACAGAAGAAGAAAGGAAAGAAACACAAAAAGGAGAAGAAUAAGAAACAUCACAGACAUUAUCAUUCACACAAGAAGAGCAAGCCGACAGGAAAGAUAAGAGAAUUCACUGCAGAACCAACAUUUUUUGGAAAGACAUUUGGUGCAUUGACUAAAAAUAGGCAAGGCCAAAACCAGUAUCACAUUACACCGACGCAGCCGAGAAAUGGACAAGGACCGAACUUAAUGCCUCAGAUGAGCCAAAAUAUGAAUUCUAAUCGAAACGAUUCGAAUUCAAUUGGACAAAAUGGUCAGGCAAACCAAGUACCUGGAAGUCUGGUCGAGUCAAAUGCUCGUUACCAGUCCCUCAAUGGUGCUCAAGAACCCGCGUCACAAAGCUCUAUCAUGGAAGUCAACCCAGACCAAACUCUAAAGCCAACAACCCGUCAUAGGUUUGAAAGUACCACAACUGCAAGCUCCCAACAUGACGUCGUUCAAGGUCUGGUAAAAAGUGUGUUAUCAGAAUUAUUUACCGCGUUACGUGCGCAGAGAAAUGAAUCUCAGGGAAACAUGUUAGGCCUAGUUGGAAGCGAGCUCCCAGCCAAGGUUUCUGAGCAAGAACCAGCGGAAAACGUCAGUUCUUCUUUGAGUAAAGCAUGGAAUAACGAAAAGGGCGUCAAAAAGAUAAGUGCUUUGAUUGCUAUUUUAGACAAACUGAAAACUUCUCCAUUAAAGAGAAAUGCGUCGGAUAUUGACAGUAACAGCACGGGUGCAGAUGAGAUGGUCAGUGACGUGUUAAAGGUUUUGAGAGAUAUUCUGUCAGCCAGCAAGACAAACGACAAAGGAAAAGAGUUCAAAAUGCGCGUGGCGAAACUGGUCAAUGAUAGCUCAAUCGAGACACGAAACCUAACACAACGUCUUUUUGAUGAUCUGCAAGAUGCACGAAAAGCUAAUAGCACACCGAUGGUGAUCAAUGACGCCAUGUCGCUGAUUUCAGCAAUAUUUGAGGAUGAUUCACAGAAGAAGAAAAUAGCUAGUUUGCCUGAAACAAUAGGGGCAGUUCCUUUGGAUCAAAUUGGGAUUAUCGUGAGACGACCGGAUGGAAGUUUAAUAAUACCGAACACGGUUGGUGCUGGCAUCCAAAUCCAGUCGAAUCCGGAAACAAUGCUGCGGACAUGGAGCAAUGGUAGCCAAAUUGAAACAGUCCGAAUCGAGCACACGAAGGUGAGCCCGGUAAAUUUUGCUAACGUUGAAUCGAAAGCCAAAGACGCAGACAAGAAUCAGGAUAUCGAUGCAAACUUGAUAAGUAAAGCUAAUGGCUCUGAAAAGCUUGUAAAGGAAAAAAGCAAGGAAAAGGAUGGGGACAAUGAUAUUGAAAUUGAAGUGGAAAGGUCAGGUGAUGGAAAGGAGAAGGAAUUUGACAGCCGGAAUAAGAAUGAUGUCAGGCCAGGAGGAAAUGGCCAACAGAACUUAGAAAAAUCAGAUGUCGCUGACACUGGGUCUAUUCUGAAUAUGAGAACCAUAGGAAGUGGUGUUAGCAGUCAAAGAAUGACUGGAGUGAAAUACCGCAAUUUUGGACCUAUUGGCAGUACGUUUCUAGAAAACACAAAAGGAAAGGAUGUUAGUAGCGUGCUUGGAAUGGAUAAAAAGGAAGAGCCAGUAUUGGAUGUUAAAAACGAGAGACAUAGGCAUGGUCAGGAAAAGCCAGAUUCAGAAAGCAAUAAUGGAGAUGAUCAAAUUGACGUCACUGUCUUUUUUGAUAACAACAGUGACAACGAUUUUACAUCUGAGGUUAAAAAAAUUGAAGCUGAUGACUCUAGCAGAAAGCACGCGACCCCUUCUUCAAAACAGAGAGGUCAAGCAGCGAUCGAACGGAGCCCUGGUGCAAAAUAUGGAAACAUGAAGCAUUUAGGAAAUAUGGGUCAAAAUUUUCCAUUUCAAAUGGAAGAAGAUGACGACGAAAGUGAAGCUGGGAGAUUCAGGCAAUCGAAUGAUGAAGGUAAUGCCCGGUCAAAAGGUGAGAUACCAGAGAAUGAAGAUGAUGAAAAUGAAGAUGAAACAGAGUCAUCAACAAACGGAGUAGAGGAUAUGCGCGACACGUUGCCAUUCUUUACAGUACCUGUCGCGGAUCAGCAUGGAUACAGUCUUCUGACGCAAGUGUUUGACCCCUUCCAAGAUAGCAGUUAUACACCAGACUUUGAUAUCGUGAAUGCCGAAGUUCAAGCACCACUUGUUGAGGAAGAUAAUGAUUAUUUUGAGCCUCAGGCAUAUAAACAUGAAUGGAGAAGGUCCCUACCGGACUCCUUUCCUUCAACUGCUAAGAGUAUGGUUCCCAAUUCACACGCUGGCUUUCCACAUGUUAAGGAUUCAAAUUUGAAACUCCUCCGAAGCAGAAGAGCCGUUUCCAAUCAAAAGCCUGCUUCAUCGGUAAGAGUAAAAUCAAAGCCUGCAACAGAUAUUGCUUCUGCAAGGAAAAGGUUUGCCGAAAUUGUACGUCGUGUUCAUGAGAAUUCUGCUGGGCCGAGCUUGUUAGGGCUUGACCGAGCACCUGUUUCGAAAAGGUUUGUUGAUAAGCCAAUGUUACAAACAGAUUUUGCACAGAGACCGUUCCGAAAUCGGCAGAGACGCGCUGUAAAUAGCGCUCAGCAAUCGAUCUUGAAGCAACAACAGAAGAGCAGCCCCGAUGUCCUCAGGGAGCCAAAAGUAUAUCAUAAACGAAGGCGGCGAUCGGUUGAUACAGGUGGAUCGGAGUCGCACUCACAGCCAAAGGACAGUGCUACAGCUGCUGCUGAUUCAUCAGAUAGAGUUGUGUAUCGUCAGAAACGCGAUAAGAUCAUCGAUGACUACGAUGGAAAUGGAGACGAUGGCGAUUACGAAAACGAGCCGCAUGUGGUUAAACGUUCUGCCAUUUUUGAUGACUUAGACUCGCUUCAAGAACCAGAGAAUGAGUAUAAGGAGAUGAGAUCUAGAAGAGAGGCCGAAGAUGACGAGUCAAACGACGAGGAUCAGCCUCCUUCUCGUAAGCAAAAGGUCUCCUCCCUGGAAGAUACUUUGCGCACAAAGCUUCUGUCAAUGAAGACGCAGAGCAAGGCAGUUUUGAAACUUUUGAAGAGAGUGCACGAAGACAUAUCGAGCGGUAAUACGGAAGACUUGUUCAAGCUUGAAGCAGAUAUUGCGAAUGUUGAGAAGCGCGACAAGGAGAAGCAAGAAUCUAGUUCUGACGACGAAGAAGACGAAAAGAAGCACCAAAAAGCUAAGAAAAAUAAGAAGAAAGGAAAGCGUGUGGAUCAUAAAAAAACUAGCCAGGAUAAACUGAAAGCCAAGUCUGUUACACCGAAUGUUAGGCCUGGUUCACAAAGCAGGCCGGUUUCAAUCAAUUAUAAAACAGAGGACAGCGUUGAAGCCCAAGAAAAACUAGCUUAUAAACAAAACCCUGAUGAAUAUCUAAAAUACGGAGCCGGUAAUACGGGGGCAUUAGAAUCAUGGACACUUGUGUUUUACGGUACGUAAGUCGAUGUCAAUUGACUAGAAGCUUAACUAUUAAUUUUAGCGUUUCUCUUGUAAUAUAUUGAUAACCCCAGGCCUUGCAAUGAUUGACUUUCGAGUGUGUACGUCGCGGAAGGAUUGCUCCAACGCAGAAGCUAUAUUGAUUAUGAUACACUCAAAUAUCUUCAGCACAUUUCGCCCUAAAUAACCUAAUUAUUCAUAAAUGUGUAUUUGUAAAAUCUUAUUUUGAUUGGUUCAUAUAUCUUAUGAUAUUGCCAGAUCCUACAAAGGUGAUAAUUCUUUUUCGCCCUAGCCAAAGCUUCCGGAAACUUUCUAAUAGAUUUCCCCAAAUUUCCCUCGUUCAUUUGAGUUUGCGCUUGCAAUACCGUAAAAAUCCUUCAAAUACUUUUCAUAGAAUAUAUGAGAUUUUUGUAUUGUCAGACUGGUAUCAGUACUGUACUUGAAGUAAAAUUUUCUCAUCCCUUUCAAGAUGCAAGUUUCUUUUUAUUAUCUUAUCGAUUUUUGUGCUUAUGCUGAACUGGAGACUUUAGAAGCAUUUCUAGAGUCGUGAAAGUUACAAUGUGCUUCAAAAUUUGUUAUAAGGUGGGUCUUGGUACAACCCAAGGGUUUUUCAAGGUACUAUUGGUGUAAUUUGAGCCUAGUCCUCGUCGGGAUAUAUAUUUUGUUGGGUUAGUAGACAGGCUGAUGCGUUCUUAAUAGUUUGCCCCUCCAAGAGUCUUAUCUUGUUUUAGGUAGCUUAUCGAUACCUUAUAUGCAUAUUACAGCUUUCUCAAAUCAUGGCAUUGAAGUUGCAUUUCCCAAUAUAACACUAUGUGUUGAUUAUCGAAGAGAGUACAAUCGGCCCCUCCCCACAACCCUCAUUCUGCAGUUUCCGAGGGCUCUUGCCUGGCCUUUUUGCAUUUUAUUACAAAAGAAUCAAGGCUCGAAUUACAUAAGAUUGUAACUAAGCUGAUCUGGAUUCAUUUAAAUCCGACCUGCGUUUCCUUACAGGAUCAUAUCGCAUUAUGAUUCAAGUUAUUGUACUGUCCAAAUGAAAUCUUUGAUUUCUUUUUUUAAUUUACUCUUUGUUGAUGAUAAUCUACUCAAUAAUGUAUGAAAUGCAUUAAUUUAGAAGACAUUAGCAGUACAAUAAUUUACAACUAAUAAAGGUAAGAAUUUUAUGAAAUAG